GAAAGAAACGGCUAGAAAACACUUCCGGGUGUGUUCUUCUCUUCUUCCUCUCUUUAUCUCACUUUAACUCUCUUUAUCUCACUUUAACCCGCUUUAACCUGCUUUAAAGCUUUAACUAGUCCCUUAAUGAACUGAGUCUGGUUCAGUUUGUCACGUUAUAACAUGAGGAUUUAACAGAGAAGAAGACAAAGUGACGGAUAGAAGAAAGAAAGAAGCAGAAGUUUGUUUUUAACACCGUGAAGGAGGAAGUAGAAGAAGAGUGAGAAGAUGGAGGAGGCGGAGCAGAGAGGAGGCGUAAAAAUGGCGUCCGGCGGCGUCACAGAGGAGGAGACGCCACCGACGGACGCAAACAGUAACUGCAACCACGCCGACAACAGUGUCACUUCCUGUCCAGCUGAUGCCACGCCAGAGGUUGCCAUGGAAACGGGGCAGAACAAAGACCUCCCAGUGACACAACAGAAACUAGGACCUGUGGUUGUUCAAGGCAACAACAAGAACCCAGCCGCUGAGAAGCUGGAGAAAGUCCGCAAGUGGAGCAUCACCACCUACAAGUGCACCCGCCAGGCUCUGUCAGAGAAGCUCGGUCGUGGAUCUCGUACGGUGGACCUGGACCUGGAGCCGCGCCUCGAGCUGCUCAAAGACGACCGCCAACGCUACGACAAUGUGACCAAGCUGGCUCAGACGCUGGCCAAUCAGCUCGCUCAGCUCACGGUUACCCAGAAGAGCCUGGGGGACGCCUUCGCCGAGCUCAGCCUCAAGACACCGACACUGCAUGUGGAGUUUGGUGUGAACGCAGAGGCUCAGAAGUUCCUGUCAAAGAGCGGCGAGACGCUGAUGGCGGCCAUUAACACCUUCACAACCGACAUGAACACUCUAGUCAACAAAACCAUCGAGGACACCAUGCUCAACGCCAAGAAGUACGAGGCCUCCAGGAUCGAGUACGAUGCGUACCGAGUGGACCUGGAAGAGCUGAACCUGGGACCCCGGGACGCCAUCACUCUGCCCAAACUGGAGCUGGCCCAGAAGGACUUCCAGAGCCAGAAGGAGCGGUACCAUAAGACCAGACACGACCUGUCUGUCAAAGUCAAGCUGCUGCAGGAGAACAAGGUCAAAGUCCUUCAUAACCAGUUGUGGCUGCUCCACAGCGCCGUCGCUGCUCACAGUUUAUCGUGUCAAAGCUUCCUGGAGCAAAACAUCCGUCAGGCCGCCGAACACCUCAGCAACCCCAACAUGGACGCCCCCUCCUGGCUGGAGGAGAGUUGACACAACACGGCAGGUGGAUGGAUGUUCGGUUUGGAAGGAUGUUUAGGGGUUAAUGGACUAGAAAUGCUCAGAUGAAUGUGAAUUUUGGGAGUUAGGUGGGUAGUUUAUUUAUACCAGAGUAGAAUUAAAGUUGUGGGUUUAGGAUGGAAAGCUCUGGAAAACAGAGCGAGUUGGAUAGUUGAGAGGGAAAUGAAUUAUUUUAGAUGUUGAAUGGGCUCCUGCAGGUCUGGAAAGGCUUAGAAAAGGUGGAAUUUCAUCACUUUCUAGGUCUGAAAUUAUAUUUAGGACAAGAAUUCUCUCUCUUUCUAUACUACACAUACAUUCACAGACGUAUAGUACUUGUGACUUCUGACCUGUUUAACAGAGACAAACACAUAUACAGCCCUCCUAGUUUUCUUUCCUCUUUCUCAGUGUGUUGGGGAGUAAAUCCAUAAUCCUCUGUGAGGCACUAAGCCUUUCUUUGAACUUUAAAAAUCCUCAGCCACUGCAGUCAGAAACUCACAGCGACUAAAAGUGCCUCAACACCACUGCUGGAAAACAGCUUCUAUUUUCCACAGGGGCUGGUAUGAUCCACAACUCUGCACCAGCUGGCUUCCUAUAACCUAAAUACCUGGACUCUUAUUGAAUCUUUUGUCUCUUCUAACCAUCUUUUGGUUGAAAAGGCAAACGUUGCAAACGGCAGAUCAUAUGUAGCUGUAGCUAAUUAACGUUAAUGCCAGACGUUGUUUGCUAAAAGCUCAUUCUGUUUUCUGGUUAAUGUGUUCUCUGCAAGCCGAUGUUCUUGGCCAAAGAUUACUUGUCUGUGCCUUCUCGAGCCAACAAAAAGUACACAUCUCAUCACCUAAAGCCAAAUUAAUUUGAUAAAGGAUUCAAAUUUGAUCCUCCUCUGGUUUACUCAGAAGGAAUCUCAGCAGCCUCUUGAGACCAAUAUGUUGCGACAAACCAAAAAAUGACGCUACACGUCGACGAUGCGACCUUGUUCGUUGGUGUAGAGAGGUUGGUCGCAGCCAAUCUUUCUGGCAACGUUUCAUCCGUAAACCAAAGUUUUUGUGUUAAUUUAUUGUCUGUCCCAUGAAGAUUUGGACGCUAGAUCGAUCGCCAUCUGUUAGCUUAACUUACCAGCCCACAGAUUUAGUUUCAGCAGCACUUGUCUGGUUGGCUGCUGGUUAUUUCGUCCUCUAGUUUACUUGACAAAAAGCUCAGCAGCCUGUUAAGUAAGUAAUAAUUUUCUACGAACCAAAAAAUGUCAUUAUACGUCGAUGAUGAUGCCUUGUUCUUAGUUAAAGACAGGUUGGUUGUAGUUAAACUUUCAGGCAACGUUUCAUCCAUAAACCAAAGUUUUAGUAUUUAUUUACGGUCUGACUUGUGAAAAUUUGGAUGGUUGAUUGAUGGCCAUCUGUUAGCUUAACUUACCAACCACAGAUUUAGUUUCAUCAGCACUUGUCUGAU
Molecule: messenger RNA, 2712 nt
Organism: Sebastes umbrosus (honeycomb rockfish)
Lineage: Eukaryota; Metazoa; Chordata; Actinopteri; Perciformes; Sebastidae
Product: arfaptin-1-like
Exons: 8
Coding region: 268-1263 (331 amino acids)
Biological process (GO): regulation of Arp2/3 complex-mediated actin nucleation; intracellular protein transport
Cellular component (GO): trans-Golgi network membrane
Molecular function (GO): protein domain specific binding; phospholipid binding
Source: RefSeq, a predicted model, not a curated record